AUGGUAGAUUAUAACUUAAUCUUGAUCGAUCAAAAAGCUUAUCAUCAGUUAUAUGCGCGGAAUAUGCCUAUCAAGAAAUUUUAUCUGAUAAUCUUGCAUGUUACACCAACCCAAGGCAAUGUAAAUGUUGGAGCAGAAUCUUUAUCACAGGUUAUAACUGAACGUAAUCAAUUACGAUCUCAAAACGAUCAAUUGUGGAAGUUAAUAGAGAAACAAAAAUCAGUAAUAGAUAAUUUACAGAAGGAAAACCAAAAACUUGCUAAUGAAAGAGAGAGGCUUAUUAUAAAACUUAGGGACAAUGAUAGCAUAAACACAAGUCGUUCCGAGGAUGAUAAGGCGUCGAUUGAGAAGGGAGUGAAUGAAAAUAAAAAACCUGUGGAAUCUGAUAAUUCAAGUAAUUCAAAUAAUGAUAUUAUAGUUACGGCUGCGCCGAGUACAGAUAAAUCACUUACUCAAUCUGUUCGUCAAUUACCAACUGUAAGCGUGAAUUCUAGUCAAUCAAAACAAUCAUCAUCACGACAAUUAUCGUUAUUAGAUAAAGCAACAUCUUUAGAAACAAAAUCACUACAUCAGCAAGAUUCGUCCAUUUCAACAUCAUCUGAUAUAUCCAUUAAUUCAGAGACAUCUGUAUCAGCUUAUGGUGAAUCAAAUAUAAAAGUUGCUGAUGAAGCAAAAUCAAGUGAUCAACAAAACAAAGAAAUACAUCAACUGCAGAAAGAUACUACUAAUUCAGUAAAAAAUGAGAAUGGUAUCAUCACCCAUUUUAAUGAAUCGUUUCCUUCCAUCACAGUUGAUUCGAAUGAUACAUCAUCUAAUCUUGUCAAAAUUCCUUGUCCUUUACCACCAGUUCUUCCUCCAAAAUCUAUUCAACGACAAAAUUCUUUACAAAUUGAUGAUAGUCCAAAAGCUUCUUUAAACCUAACGGAAGUUCAAGAUUAUCAAGACUCUCCACGAAACUCUCAGGAACAACCAGCACCACUUCCUCUUUACAAUAUUGACCAAAAUUCCGAAUCAUCCGUCUUACAGAACCUUCCAUCACCCACCAUUUCAAUAAAAUCUUCAGGGUCUGAAAGCGUUGGCAGUAGUGGUGAUACCAGUAGGUAUACUCAUAAUAGUACAGCACAAACCGUUGACACAGAUUUGGAGAAUUUGGAUGAAAAUGAUGCUCUUGAUCAGUUCCCUCAACCAACACCUAGAGAACAGGCAAAAUUUCAGGAAAAUCAUAAUGUAAAUAGGUUAGAUUCCGAAGAGAAUAUUAGCUCAUUAACAGAAAAUGAGCAUAAAGUUUCUGAAUCCCUUGGUUUGUCAAGCUCAUUAACGGAAAAUGACCAUAAAGUUCCUGAAUCCCUUGGUUUGUCAAGCUCAUUAACGGAAAAUGACCAUAAAGUUCCUGAAUCCCUUGGUUUGUCAAGCUCAUUAACGGAAAAUGAUCAUAAAGUUCCUGAAUCUCUUGUUUUGUCAAGCUCAUUAACGGAAAAUGAUCAUAAAGUUCCUGAAUCCCUUGGUUUGUCAAGCUCAUUAACGGAAAAUGUCCAUAAAGUUCCUGAACCCCUUGGUUUGCCAAGCUCAUUAACGGAAAAUGAGCAUAAAGUUCCUGAACCCCUUGGUCUGUCAAGCUCAUUAACGGAAAAUGAGCAUAAAGUUCCUGAACCCCUUG
Funneliformis geosporum is the source of this 1657-nucleotide messenger RNA. The record is from the annotation of a GenBank genome assembly. NCBI's taxonomy places the organism in Eukaryota, Fungi, Glomeromycota, Glomeromycetes, Glomerales, Glomeraceae.